CUUAAACCCUAAAUAAGCGAGCAAGAUGGAUGCUGUGAGCCCCGCUCGUCGCGAUCACUUCAAGCCAUCGGUCGCGAGUGGAGCUGGGCAGAGGCGGCGCAAAUUGGCGGUCGCGCUGAGCAAAGAGCGCCGGGAUGCUGCCGUGCGAGCCAAGCGAAUGCGCAGGAGCCAAGACGUGGAGGAUGGGAUGGAAAUGUACUGCGAGGGCGACGAGGAUUCGAGGAUCGCCUUGGAGAAUGACGUGAAAUCGGCAGUGGCGGAGCUAGUCAGCGCUAGCCAAGACAUCUCCAAGGGAGCUUCUAAUCGGAAGCUAGAAGCUCUUAAGAAGGUGAGGCGAUUUCUUUCGUGCAGCUCUUUGCCGCCAGUGAGCGUUGCUGUGGAAGCUGGUCUCAUCCCAGUGCUUGUGGAGUGCCUGAAAUUUGGAUCAAGCGAAGAACAGCUGCUUGAAGCUUCUUGGUGUUUGACAAACAUCGCUGUAGAGGAUGUCCAGCAGCAAGAAGAUUUGCUAAUGCCCGUUCCUCUUCUCAUUGCUCAUCUUGGAGAAAAUAGCUCUCUUCUUGUUGCGGAGCAGUGUGCAUGGGCUCUGGGAAACUUUGCCGGUGACAGCGAGGAGAUAAGAAAAAUACUUCUUGCUCAAGGAUCUCUUCGGCCGCUUGCUCGAUUGGCCUUGUCUCAAAAAACGUCUGUCGCACGAACUGCUUGCUGGGCUCUGUCAAAUCUCAUCAAGGGUCCAAGCACGAAAGGUGCUUCGGAUUUGCUUAGCAUCGAUGGCAUUCUGCCAGGUCUCGUUCAACACUUGCAUUCAAAGGAUGAAGAUUUGGUUGCAGAGACGGCGUGGGUCCUCGUCUAUAUCAGUGCUCUCGCUGAUACUAAGCAGCUGAUUAACGCUACUUUGCUUCGACCUCUCGUGGAGUGGCUGGCAACAUCCAACCAGCUUACAGUUCUUACCCCUGUGCUACGAGUUAUUGGGAACAUAGUUUGUGGAGACAACAAGAUGAGUGAUGGCGUGAUUGCUGCUGGCUCCACUGUCCCUGGUGGUGUUGUUGGAGCGCUUGUCCGCUGCUUACAGACGAAUCAUAGAGCGUUGCAGAAGGAAGCUGCGUGGGUGAUCUCCAACUUAGCUGCUGGAUCCAUGCAGCACAAAGAGCACGUCUUCCCUGUAGCCUGUGGUCCACUGGUGAAUCUGCUCGCGACAGCCAGCUUCGACGUGAAGAAGGAAGCCGUCUACGCGCUGGGAAACCUCUGCGUGAUGCCGAAAGAAGCAACAGCAGCACAGACAGCGUCACAGCCCAUCCACGCUCAUCUCUCGGCGCUCGCCCAAUCCGGCUGUGUUGCCGAGUUCGUCAAUCUGGUGAAGUCGCCCGACCCGGAGGGAUCGAAACUCGGCCUCCAGUUCCUGGAACUGGUGAUGCGCUGCCUCCAAAACGGCACAAAGCUCGUGGAAGGUUGCGAUGGGAUGCUGGCGAUUGAGAUGCUCCACUUCCACGAGAACGAUGAGCUGAGAAACAUGGCGAAUCACCUCCUCGACACUUACUUCGGUAGCGAGCUCGAAGAAGAAGAAGAAGAACACGCCUAGAGCUCGAAGAAAAAGAAGAACUCGAGCGAGCUCCAAGAAGAGGAAGAACUCGCGUAGAGUUCCUGUACAAGUGGUAGAAACGCUAUUGAUAGUUUUCUCUGUGUAAUCGCCGAAACAGUAGAGAAGAGAAUCAUCAUCGAGCGCGAAGAAGAGUUCUACGUUAUACAUAGUUUUUAUUU
Molecule: messenger RNA, 1755 nt
Organism: Selaginella moellendorffii
Lineage: Eukaryota; Viridiplantae; Streptophyta; Lycopodiopsida; Selaginellales; Selaginellaceae
Product: importin subunit alpha-9
Exons: 11
Coding region: 26-1576 (516 amino acids)
Biological process (GO): NLS-bearing protein import into nucleus
Cellular component (GO): nucleus; cytoplasm
Molecular function (GO): nuclear import signal receptor activity; protein binding
Source: RefSeq, a predicted model, not a curated record